AUGCUGAAGCACUUUUUAGACGGCGGCCAAGCGCGGAUCAAACAAACCCUGCAGAGGGGCUACGCGCCGCCGCACUUUGCACACAACCUGGAGCUGAUACUGGUCGAGGACAGCCGGUCGCCGACGUCCAUGUCGAUGCGCAGCAAGCUCGCGAGCACACGCGAGAGGAUAGCAAGGCUUCGCACCCUCGACCCAGUGACUCUGAUAUGGUGGACCACGGCGUUUCCUAUGCGCCAGUGGUCGGGGGGACGGAACAUGAGCAGCCGUACCUUUGCCGCGCUGGUCAGGCGAGCUCCGGACUUUGCGGCAGAGAUGGAACCGCUGCUCGGCAUCAUAAGGGACGAACUAAAACUGCUAGCUGAAGUCCACAAAACGUCCCGCGCCGUCCAAGAUUUGCUUUUGGCCGUCUCCAGAGACCACGCUUCGGGCUCGCGUUCCAUCACACCGAACACGGAUGUCCAGUCGCCCAAGAAUCAAUAUGUUGUCUUGACCGGAGCGCAACCGCAAUUCCCCGCGUUGCUGCCGCAUCUGCUGCGUCAGGGAGUAGAAGCUUCACGGAAAUACCAGCAAGAGAAGGAUAAAGGGGCGCGGCUCUCCACUGCAAUCCAAGCUUUCAUACCCACGGUUCCGAUGGAGAAGGAUGCAUACGUGAUGCUAUCCAUAGGCUCCAACGAAGUUUGGGGGCUUUUACACGAGCUUGGCAUCUUAGAUCAAAUUGUCAAGGAGCCAAAGGCGGGGGCCACUGAAGGCGAGCUACUGGAUAGAAUAGAAAUUUUCCGACAUCAACCCUACCGUAGUAAAUCGGACCGGAAGUGGGGGCCCGUUCUCAUCGUGGGAGGUUCUGGCCGCCUCGGGUACUUUAUUGCUCGCGAACUGCUGCAGCAGCCCGAAUGCGACCGCGUAGUCUCAAUCAGCCGGAGCUCAGCUGUCGCCAACGCCUGCGAGGGCGUGGAGUACAGAGUGGCCGACAUACGAGACGGCGAGGCCGUGGCCGCCAUCAUGGCAGAGGUUCGGCCAGAGACCAUAAUCAACUCGGCCUCUCCGCCCCACACCGACGAGACGGUCACCUCAAAGACCGAGUUUGAGGAGUUCUUUGGCGAGGCACAGGAGAAACUAUUGGCAGCGGCUCGCAGGUUCGGGAGCAGGUACCUUGUGUUCACCUCAUCUUCGUCCGUCAUCCAGGGCUACAACCACUACGACGCGGACGAAACGGCACCCAUGUGGCCAGAGAACUCCAGAGCCUACCCAUACUGGGUCCAGCGCGCCAAGAUGGAAAACCGUCUUCUGGCUGCCGACUCACCCGAGCUGCAAUCCGUGGCCCUCCGCCUGCCCCUCAUCGUCGGGGAGAGGGACUACGCCUUCGUGCCGUCGAUGGUCAAGGCGUUAGAGGACGGCCAGACGGGAGUUCAGAUCGGGAGCGGGUACGGAAAGCUCACGACCGUGUCGGCCGACGACGCAGCCAGGGCGCACGUCCUCGCCCUGAGGGGGCUCAUGAGGCCCGGGAACGACGUGCACGGCGAGGCGUUCUACAUCAUAGGAAAGAAGCCCGUCAUCUCGUUCCAGGCCAUGGCGCGCGUCGUCUGGGUCGAGGCCGGCUGGAAACCGUCCCCGCCGUCCAUCACGGUGCCCGACUGGGCAGCCAAGACCCUGGUGGCGGCUUGCGAGAUGAUCACGUGGCCCUUGGGGAUCACUCCGCCGCUGACCGUGCACAUGCUGCGAAUCAUGUGCAACACUUGGACGUACAACGAUACCAAAGCACGGGAGAGACUGGGGUACGUGCCCAGGGACGACACAGUGGACGCACUGAGGAAGGGGACCAGAGAGUUUCUGGCGAACCGAGACGAGCACCGAAAGAGUGGUCCAAACCACCCUUGA
Molecule: messenger RNA, 1875 nt
Organism: Pyricularia pennisetigena
Lineage: Eukaryota; Fungi; Ascomycota; Sordariomycetes; Magnaporthales; Pyriculariaceae
Exons: 3
Coding region: 1-1875 (624 amino acids)
Source: RefSeq, a predicted model, not a curated record